CACUUUUGGGUUUAUCAUGGCAGCUAACCAUCUCCACCAAGAACGCGUGUCAUUCAUCACGUCGGUCACGAAACAGGCCGACAAGGAUGUCGACGGGUUCAAAGACACAAGUACCCCGCUGGACCUCGAGGAUGGCGCCCUGCGCGAAGGCGGCGCGCUCGUGUACACGUCCCCCGAAGUGAUGACCCUUCUGUUCCAGUACGCCGUGGUGGGCAUCUGCUACGGCGGACUCACGGGCAUGAGGCUGCCCGUGCUGACCUACUACUUUGGCUUGGAGGCGGCCGCGCUGAGCUCUGCGACCGGUCUCAUGAAUUUGGGCUGGUCGUUCAAGGUGUUUUACGGCAUGCUCUCGGACUGCUUCCCCAUCAUGGGCUACAGCCGCAAGCCAUACAUUUUGAUUGGAUGGCUUAUGACUGCUAUCUGUUUCGUGGUGAUUGCAUUGAAACCGGCUGGUCCGUCGGUGGUCGGGGACAAAUCGGUCGAGAACAUCAAGGCCGCGCAGGCCAACGGAUCCCUCCUCGUGCUGCUCUGCUCCGUGGCCUGCUUCUGCUACAUCAUGGCCGACGUCGCAUGCGACGCCAUGGUGGUCGAAUACGCCCAACGCGAACCCGACCGCGUGCGUGGGCGGCUGCAGUCGUCCAUCUACGGCACCCGCUUCGUGUUCCAAGCAGUGUCCACCGCGUUGUCUGGGUUCCUCAUGAGCUCGGAGCGUUACGGCGGCAAAUUUGGGUUUGAUAUCAGCGUAAACGCAUUCUUCGGGAUCCUCGCGGUGCCCGUGGUCGCGAAUGUGUUUGUCGUGUACUUUUUCAUGAAAGACCGCAAGCGCGGCGCGAUCCACUUUGCCGCGUACUUUCACGACGUGUUUGAACUCAUCCAGAAGCGCGCCGUGUGGCAAGUCAUGAUCUUCAAUUUCAUGUUCAACCUGUUCUCGGCCGGGAUCUCGUCGUGGGCGGGCAGCUACAUCCAGGUCUACUGGGCACACGUCGAGCCCGUCAACAGCUCCGUCGCUGGCGUGCUCUCGUACUUCAUCCUGUCCUCGACGUUUUUCGCCGUCGGCCGAUGGGGCACCCACUGGAACUGGCGCGUUAUCUUGGUCAUCACGACGUUGACUGGCAGCGUCAUCGACGCCAUCGCACAGUUCCUGACCAUCUACGAUAUCGUGCGCAACCAGUGGUUCUACCUUGGCAUCCCCCUCACCGAACAAUUUCCCCUUGGCAUCCAAUUCGUUGUGUCCACGUAUGUGAUUGUGGAACUGGCGGGCGACGGCAACGAAGGCCUCAUGUACGGUCUGCUCACGACUGUGGCCAACCUCCCCACAGUGUUUGGCUCGAUGAUCACCAACGUCUACUCGACGCAGCUCAAAGUGACCAAAGCCGACAUUGAGACUGACACCGCCGAAGUCCGCAACGACGCCGCGUACUCGUUCUUGGUCGUGUACGCCACAACUGUCAUUGCGUGCUGCUGGACGGUGAUCCUGCCGCCGCGAAAGGCCGCUGUCAAGGAAAUGCUCCAACACGGAGGCAAGUACCCCAUCAUAGGCGCGUUGAUCAUUGUCGUGACGUUCGGCAUCCUUUGCAUCUCCGUCACGUCCAUCAUGAUGACCAUGUUUGAAUCCACGUCGUGCUACCUUUUGGCCGGUGGCUCGGGAUGUUAA
Aphanomyces astaci is the source of this 1654-nucleotide messenger RNA. RefSeq lists its product as hypothetical. The coding region runs from base 17 to 1654 and encodes 545 amino acids. NCBI's taxonomy places the organism in Eukaryota, Oomycota, Saprolegniomycetes, Saprolegniales, Verrucalvaceae. The transcript has a single exon. The record is from RefSeq and is a predicted model, not a curated record.